Mytilus trossulus (common blue mussel) is the source of this 934-nucleotide messenger RNA. RefSeq lists its product as uncharacterized. The transcript has 7 exons. The record is from RefSeq and is a predicted model, not a curated record. The coding region runs from base 118 to 924 and encodes 268 amino acids. NCBI's taxonomy places the organism in Eukaryota, Metazoa, Mollusca, Bivalvia, Mytilida, Mytilidae.
GGCAACGUUUCGACGUCGUUGUAAAAGAUCGUUACAUAUUGACAAACGUAUCGUUGUAUUUUGUGAUCAAGAUUUUACAGAUUUACAGAUUUUUACUGAAUAUUACAGAUAAUUGAAAUGAAUAUGGCUGACUUCAAUUAUAACAAUUUUACCCACGAGGGUUUAGAAAAAGAGAAGAAAAAGCUGCUUGUUCAGCUUAAGGGGGAGUCCAUUUCUAAAGAUGGAAGGGAAUUUUGGGCUAAGGCGGAGAUAAUCCAAGAACAAUAUGAAGAUCCAUAUAGAAGAUACGAAUAUACAAGCAGGAAGUUGUUUACUCAAUUUAAAAAAGAGGCACAGACAGAGUCAGAGUUAAAGUUCUGGACACAACUUGAACAAAAGAGAGGCGCAUACAGGUAUCCCGAGGAUGAUAGCUUCAUCUGUGGAGAUGUAUUAGAUGAAGAAACGGAGGACGAAGCCGAUAUUGUUCAAACUAAAGUCGAUUAUGUACAACUUGAAUCCAGCAGUGGAAUAUAUGAAGCAGGAAACAAAAGAGAUAAUUUUGAUAAGGAACAAGAUGAAACCAGAAAUGACAAACAGAACAAACUAGCAGAGACAGCAACUAAAAACCAGGACAUUAGACCGAAAACUGUUGAGUCUUCCUCUCUAGCUUACAUCCAUCAAAAGGAAGAUCCUACGUGGACAGAUAUAUCUUUGAAGAACGACAUUGAAUUGGAUAUUCCCGACAAAAACGAGAGGAAAAUUAUGGAAAAGGAGGAAAAGAAGAAGGAAAAAAUAACAAUCAAAUUAUCUAAAGCUGAUAAGAAAAGAAGACAGAAGGAAGAUAACAAAUCUAAAAAGAAACAGACAAAAGACGAACUUAAAAAGGCAAAGAAAUCAACCAUCAGAGAUUUCAUCAAUUCGCUGUUUUCUUGUUUCCGAAAAUAGAAAAAAAGAG